Messenger RNA from Lucilia sericata (common green bottle fly), 455 nucleotides. Its product is annotated as metallothionein-1-like. The transcript has 3 exons. Bases 137 to 301 code for a protein of 54 amino acids. NCBI's taxonomy places the organism in Eukaryota, Metazoa, Arthropoda, Insecta, Diptera, Calliphoridae. The record is from RefSeq and is a predicted model, not a curated record. Gene Ontology annotation, molecular function: metal ion binding.
GAUCAAAAUAUUUUGUAGAAUCAUAUCUAUAAAACCACAAGUAGACGUAACAAAAUCAUCAGUGAACAACUAAAGUUGCUUAAACUACAACAUCUUUUCUUGUAACAAAACUUCAAAAAACAAAUUAUCAAACAAAAUGCCUUGCCCCUGUGGAACUGGUUGCCAAUGCACUUCUCAAAACCAAGCCGCCAAUUGCAAUUGCAAAAACGCUUGCCCCUGUGGAACUGGUUGCAAAUGCUCUUCCCAAAAAACUGGCAAUUGUGGUUGCGGUAGUUCAUGCAAAUGCGGUUCCAGCCAAUAAAAUAGUUUUGUAGACCAACUAAUAUUUAGUUAAGAUUUUAGUUUAUAUUUUUUACAAUUAAAUGUAAAACCUUAAUUUAAGUAAAAUUCAUUUAUUAGGCGUUGAACUUUUUUUGCAAAAAAAAUUGGAAUAAAAAUUAGUAAAAAAAUUAAAA